Messenger RNA from Knipowitschia caucasica, 231 nucleotides. NCBI's taxonomy places the organism in Eukaryota, Metazoa, Chordata, Actinopteri, Gobiiformes, Gobiidae. The record is from the annotation of a GenBank genome assembly.
AUGGUGACAGCGGUGUGGCAAGGCAGCAAAGCAGUUCAAGAAGACAACGUGCCUUCAGCCGCAGCUCUACAAGUGGAUGAUACCUACACCGGCACCGAGUCACAAGGGAAUGAUCCUCGGAGGCUUCUCCCUCCCUCCUCGUCCAGCAGCAGCGGCAGCAGCAGCGGCUCCUCCCCCCGUCGUAAUCUGAUUGUUGACCCCAGGACCCCAAAAUGCUGCAGCAGAGCUUGA